This is a messenger RNA of Arachis duranensis, 366 nucleotides long. RefSeq lists its product as uncharacterized. Bases 1 to 366 code for a protein of 121 amino acids. The transcript has a single exon. The record is from RefSeq and is a predicted model, not a curated record. NCBI's taxonomy places the organism in Eukaryota, Viridiplantae, Streptophyta, Magnoliopsida, Fabales, Fabaceae.
AUGGAACGUAAGCUCCAAUUGGAGGAAUUAGAAUGUCUUAGGUUAGAAGCAUAUGAAAAUUCUAGGUUUUAUAAGGAAAAAGCCAAGACAUUCCAUGACCAAAAUAUUAGGAGGAAGCGCUUUAAGAUAGGUGAUGAAGUGCUUGUGUACAAUUCAAGGUUGCGAUUGAUGCCCGGAAAGUUGAGAUCUAGGUGGGACGGUCCAUUCAAGGUGGUGAAUGUCAAGCCUUAUGGAGUGGUGGAGGUGAUUCACCCUAUCAAUGGAAUCAAAUUCAAAAUCAAUGGUCAUAGGUUGAAACUUUACCAUACUCAACCCAAGAAUGCCAAGGAGUUGGAGAUUUUCCUCCUUGGAGAGGUUUCAAAUUGA